AUGACGUGUUCUGAAAUUGAUUUGAAAGUGCUACCUCUCCACAAACAUUCUCAAUAUUUGGAAGCGUGCGUAGAUAUGAUAAAUGAAGAAUGGCCUAGAAGUAAAACUGCUAGAAUGAAGUCUUUGACGGCAUCUUGCGACAAUCUGCCUACAAGUUUAAUACUUAUAAACAACAAAAUGAAUUUACUAGGUCACGCUAAGCUUACUCGUUUGCCAAAUAUACCAAAUAGUUGUUUUGUUGAAACUGUCGUUAUAACUAAACAUAUGCGUGGUAAAAAGUUGGGUACUUUUUUAAUGAGAAAGGUUGAAUGCUAUUGCAAAAAUGUUCUUCACUUAAAAAUGCUACAUUUAUCUACAAAGGGACAAGAAGAAUUCUACAGCAAAUUAGGGUAUGAGAUAUGUCCUCCAGUUUCUACUUAUGGCAACCCUGUCAGUAUUGUUGUUAAACCUGAUAAAGCAGAGAAAAUGAAUCAAGAAACAUGUGGAAAUAUACCCCCUCCUCCUCCAUUACCCAAGCUUCAGAGUGUUGCUAGUACUAAUAUUAAAUCAAGUAAAACAUUUAUGUUUAAAUAUUUGUAG
Molecule: messenger RNA, 579 nt
Organism: Pieris macdunnoughi
Lineage: Eukaryota; Metazoa; Arthropoda; Insecta; Lepidoptera; Pieridae
Source: the annotation of a GenBank genome assembly